AUGUCACUUUACAUUGGUCGUGAGGCUUCCAAGAUAUGGAAGAGAGUUUGUGCAGAGACAACCACAGAAAUCAACCUUCUUGUGGAGAAUUGGAAGUAUCUUCUCGCUGGUUUAGUUUUUCAGUAUAUUCAUGGUUUGGCUGCAAGAGGAGUUCAUUAUUUACAUAGGCCUGGCCCUACAUUACAGGAUCUUGGAUUCUUCCUUCUUCCGGAGCUUGGCCAAGAAAGAGCUUACAUUAGUGAAUCUUUGUUUACAAUUAUCUUUUUAUCGUUUUUCCUUUGGACUUUCCAUCCUUUCAUAUUCAAGACCAAAAAGAUCUACACAGUUCUAAUAUGGUGCAGGGUUCUAUCUUUCUUAGUUGCUGCUCAAGCUCUUCGCAUAGUGACGUUUUAUUCCACGCAACUUCCUGGUCCAAACUACCAUUGCCGCGAGGGAUCUCCACUAGCAACGUUGCCUCGUCCGAAAAGCGUGGCUGAAGUGCUCUUGAUUAAUUUUCCUCAUGGCGUGAUAUAUGGAUGUGGUGAUUUGAUAUUUUCAUCACACAUGAUCUUUACUUUAGUCUUUGUUAACACAUACCAGAGAUAUGGCACGAAAAGGUGCGUAAAGCAAAUAGGAUGGGCUCUUACCAUCAUUCAGAGCUUUUUGAUAGUAGCAUCUCGCAAACAUUAUACAGUUGACGUAGUUGUUGCCUGGUAUACUGUUAAUUUGGUGGUGUUUUUUAUUGAGAAGAAAUUACAAGAAAUGCCAGACAGGACAGCUGCAACACUGUUGCUACCAUUAAGCACCAAAGACAACAAAGAUGGCAGAAACAAAGAAGAGAAUCACAAGUUGUUAAAUGGGAAUUCUGUUGACCCUUCAGAUUGGAGACAGAGAACUCAAGCAAAUGGCAAGAUUCUGGAAGAUGGUCAUGCACACCAUGCUGACUCUGCAAAGAAUGGUGCAUAG
This is a messenger RNA of Vicia faba (fava bean), 945 nucleotides long. Lineage: Eukaryota; Viridiplantae; Streptophyta; Magnoliopsida; Fabales; Fabaceae. The record is from the annotation of a GenBank genome assembly.